AUGAUGAAACCGGCCACCAGUUGCCUCACCUCGUUCGCCAUCCACCACCUCCUCGGCCUUAACGACAAGGACGACGCCCAAGUCGACGUCAUCGACGUCAUCGACGUCAUCGACGUGCCCGGCAGAGGGCAAGGGGAGGGCGAGAGGGAGGGGCAAUAUGUCGAGGAAGAAGAAGAAGAAGAAGACAACGAAGAAGAAAAGGAAAACGAGUCUGCAGAGGCAGAGGCGGUGCCGACCACAAUCGCCGUCCGCCCGUUCAGGCUCGGAGUCGAGCAGACCGUCUUCGGUGCCGCUUUCUCUCCUCACCCGCCCUCCCUGCCCUCGGUCCCGUCAGCGGUUGGACGACUGGACCAGGCGCCUAGCAACGCGACAGCUCAGUUGCCGGCUCCGAGUCUGCUCGGCACGGGUCAGCAGACUCUGCUUUUCGGUAAGUCACAACCGCGUACGUCUUUGUCGCUGGCCACUUUGUAUCUUCACCGAAUGCAUACCGUUCACUUUGAGCACAACCUUCAUCACCUGCACACAGCAGCACAACGUUCGUGGACACACAAUUCACGACGUAGACGACGCGACCUGCCAGAGCAUCGCUGCUUUCACAAUUUUCACCAACUUCACGACAUUCACGACGUUAUCCAAUUCACAUCUCCCACCAAGUUCGUGCUGUUCCCUCGAGCGCUACUCCCCUCGUCUAUGUGCAUGUAG
Protopolystoma xenopodis is the source of this 702-nucleotide messenger RNA. The record is from the annotation of a GenBank genome assembly. Lineage: Eukaryota; Metazoa; Platyhelminthes; Monogenea; Polystomatidea; Polystomatidae.